Messenger RNA from Penicillium antarcticum, 258 nucleotides. RefSeq lists its product as uncharacterized. The transcript is spliced from 3 exons. The coding region runs from base 1 to 258 and encodes 85 amino acids. The record is from RefSeq and is a predicted model, not a curated record. Lineage: Eukaryota; Fungi; Ascomycota; Eurotiomycetes; Eurotiales; Aspergillaceae.
AUGUGUGACGUCCCCUUCUUCCCGAUCUUCCCGAUCUGUUUCCAGUGCGGCACCGAUCAAAAUCCGUGUCACUGCAAGGUCGUUGGUCCAACACUUGGUGAGUCCUUACCUUCUACAUUUGUCGAAACAUUAAGCAUUGAAGUAUUCUGCUGGCCUCUUUCAAUCUUCUGCGGCUGUGGCUGCACUAAGGUCGGAAAAGACAUGUUGGGCUAUCCUGUCAAACUGAACGGUCAGGUUAGCAAUGCUAUACCAUUCUAA